AUGGCUCCUAAAGCUGGGAAAACAAAGCCACACAAGAGCAAAGGAGAGAAGAAGAAGAAGGAAGAGAAAGUUUUGCCCACUGUCAUUGAGAUAAGUGUCGAAACACCAGACGAAUCGCAAGUGACUCUUAAGGGAAUAUCUACGGACAGAAUCUUAGAUGUGAGGAAGCUCUUGGCGGUCCAUGUUCAGACAUGCCACUUCACCAACUUCUCUCUCUCUCACCAGGUGCGUGGCACUAGACUCAAGGACUCCGUUGACAUCGCAUCGUUAAAGCCCUGCCACCUCACCAUCGUCGAAGAGGACUAUACGGAGGAGCAAUCCACCGCGCACAUACGGCGGCUCCUUGACAUCGUCGCCUGCACCACCGCCUUCGGUUCGUCGAAACCGCCGGUGUCUCGCACGUCAGCUAAAGAGUCAGGUUCGAAUGAGGGGGCUGACAAGGAUGCCGGCGAUUCAGGUUCCGGUCUCAGUCCUAAGCCUAAUGAGCCAGAGAAGAAACUCGUCGUCGGCGGCUGUGAGUCUCAAGCAGCGGAAGGCGGGGACAAAGGUGGUGAAAUCAACAUGUGCCCACCGAUUCGUCUCGGGCAGUUUUACGAUUUCUUCUCCUUCUCCUACCUCACUCCUCCGAUCCAAUAUAUCAGAAGAUCUGUUCGUCCAUCAAUCGAGGAUAAAGGAUUAGAUGAUUUCUUUCAAAUCGAUAUUAAAGUUUCAAGUGGGAAGCCGAUCACUGUUGUGGCGUCAAGAGCAGGUUUUUUCCCAGCUGGGAAACAGCAACUUCUGUGUCAUUCCUUGGUUGAGCUGCUUCAACAGAUAAGCAGGCCAUUUGAUGCGGCUUACGACGCUCUUAUGAAAGCUUUCAUUGAGCACAAUAAAUUUGGCAACCUUCCUUAUGGUUUCCGGGCAAACACGUGGGUAGUUCCUCCGGUUGUUGCAGAUAGUCCAUCUACUUUUCCGUCACUUCCGGUGGAGGAUGAGACUUGGGGAGGGGACGGCGGCGGUGUAGGCCGGUCCGGUAAGCACGACAAAAGAAAGUGGGCGAAGGAGUUUGCGAUUUUGGCGGCGAUGCCUUGUAAAACAUCUGAAGAGAGACAGGUUCGAGAUAGGAAGGCCUUCCUGCUCCACAGUUUAUUUGUCGACGUUUCAGUUUUCAAAGCAGUGGAAAUAAUCAAAAAUGUAGUAGAGAGUAGUAGUAAUCAACGCUCGUCAAAGGAUUCUGCUGCUGCAUUGUCUUUCCAUGAAGAGAGAGUUGGUGAUUUGAUCAUAAAAGUGGCUAGAGAUGAUCCUGAUGGUAGUGCUAAGCUUGACCGUAAGAGUGAUGGGACUCGGGUGCUAGAGAUCUCUCAGGAAGAUCUUUCUCAAAGGAAUUUGCUUAAAGGAAUCACUGCUGAUGAGAGUGCGACAGUUCAUGAUACGUCGACCUUGGGGGUGGUGGUUGUCAGACACUGUGGUUUCACAGCCAUUGUUAAGGUUGCUGCUGAAUUUAAGUUGGAUGGUAGCCGAAGCCUACAGGAUAUUGACAUCGAAGACCAAUCCGAAGGAGGUGCAAAUGCUCUGAAUGUGAAUAGCUUGAGAGCUCUGUUGCACAAGUCGUCAACGCCUUCUAGCAUUGCUCAGAGAUCACCAAAUGCAGACUCGGAACAAAUACGUGUGGCUAAGUCCCUUGUGAGGAAAGUAUUUGAGGAUAGUCUAAAGAAUUUGGAGGCUGAACCAUCAAGAAAUGCCAAGCCUAUAAGGUGGGAAUUAGGAGCUUGUUGGGUGCAACAUCUGCAAAAUCAAGCUUCAAAUAAAAGCGAGUCUAAGAAAACUGAAGAUGCUAAGCCGGAGCCACCUGUUAAGGGUCUUGGAAAGCAAGGUGCACUGUUGAAGGAGAUUAAAAGGAAGAUCGAUGUGAAAGCUAACAAGACUGAACAGGGAAAAGAGGCCCUUGACACUGAAAAUAAAUCAGAAACUGAGGAUCAGAAGGAACUUGAAAAACAAAAUGAAAUGGAGAAGAUGUGGAAAGAACUGGUGCCAGAAGCUGCAUAUCAGCGUCUUAAAGAAUCAGAAACUGGUUUUCAUCUCAAGUCACCAAAAGAGCUGAUCGAAAUGGCCCGCAAAUACUACGAUGACACUGCUCUGCCGAAACUGGUGGCAGACUUUGGAUCUCUUGAACUCUCACCCGUCGAUGGGAGAACUCUGACAGACUUUAUGCACACCAGAGGAUUGCAAAUGCAUUCACUGGGGAAAGUGGUCGAGUUGGCUGAGAAGCUUCCUCAUGUGCAAUCCCUCUGUAUUCAUGAAAUGAUUGUUCGGGCAUACAAGCAUAUACUGCAGGCUGUUGUAGCAGCUGUUGAAAACACAGCUGAUGUUGCCGCUUCAAUAGCAUCAUGCUUGAAUGUCUUAUUGGGAACACCGUCUGAUACUGAGAGUGAAUAUGAUGAAAAGAUAAAGUGGAACUGGGUAGAAACUUUCAUUUCCAAGAGGUUUGGGUGGGACUGGAAGCAUGAAGGUAGCGAGGAACUUAGAAAAUUCGCCAUUCUUAGAGGACUUUCACACAAGGUUGGACUGGAGCUUGUUCCUAAAGACUAUGAGAUGGACACGCCAUAUCCUUUCAAGAAGUUGGAUAUUAUUAGUAUGGUUCCUGUAUAUAAGCACGUAGCAUGCUCGUCCGCUGAUGGUCGCACUUUGUUGGAAUCAUCCAAAACUUCCUUAGAUAAAGGCAAACUGGAAGAUGCUGUCACUUAUGGCACCAAGGCGUUGGCGAAGCUUGUAGCAGUGUGCGGCCCAUAUCAUAGAAUGACCGCCGGAGCAUAUAGUCUUCUUGCUGUUGUGCUGUACCAUACCGGGGACUUUAAUCAGGCUACCAUUUAUCAGCAGAAAGCACUCGACAUAAAUGAAAGGGAACUUGGACUUGAUCACCCAGACACAAUGAAAAGCUACGGCGACCUGGCCGUCUUCUACUAUCGUCUUCAACACACAGAACUAGCCUUGAAGUAUGUCAACCGUGCAUUGUACCUUCUGCAUCUGACGUGUGGACCGUCACAUCCAAAUACGGCUGCCACUUACAUAAACGUAGCGAUGAUGGAAGAAGGUCUAAGGAAUGUCCAUGUGGCUUUAAGAUACCUUCAUGAAGCGUUAAAAUGUAACCAGAGACUACUUGGAGCUGAUCAUAUCCAGACUGCUGCAAGCUACCAUGCCAUUGCUAUUGCACUUUCUCUGAUGGAUGCAUUCUCAUUGAGCGUCCAACAUGAGCAGACCACUCUACAGAUACUACAAGCAAAACUAGGACCUGAGGAUCUUCGGACACAGGAUGCGGCUGCGUGGCUUGAGUAUUUUGAGUCUAAAGUUGUGGAGCAGCAAGAAGCUGCACGAAAUGGUACUCCCAAGCCAGACGCCUCUAUUUCCAGCAAAGGCCAUCUCAGUGUAUCAGACCUGUUGGAUUAUAUAACCCCGGAUUCUGGUCUUAAAGCAAGGGACGCCCAAAAGAAAUUUCGCCUCAAGGUCAAGGGAAGGCCAGGGCAAAGUCAAGGACCCGUGUCAGAAGAAAGUCAGAAAGAUGACGAAGUUCUCACUCCCACUCAUAUCGCUGGGGAGAGUUCAUCAAGUGACAAAGAGAACAAAUCCGAAGCAAAACCUGAAGAAACAACAAAGGUUGUUGACAAACUUGAUUUGGAACCUCAAGAUCAGCUGACGCUGGUUAAGCCCGAAACCGCGACCCAAGAGGAUGAUGACUCUGACGAAGGAUGGCAAGAAGCUGUCCCGAAAAACCGUUCUUCUGGGCGUAGAGCCCGGCCAAGCCUAGCAAAGCUGAACACAAACUUCAUGAACGUGACCCAGCAGACAUCAAAAGGCAGGGGAAAAUCCACGAACUUCGCAUCCCCAAGGACUAGUCCAAAUGAACUAUCAAUCUCUGCUGCUGGUUCUACUUCCCAGCAUGCCAAGAAGCUGCUUGGAAAGAGCCAGAGCUUGAACAGAAAGCAAAACAGCUCAAAUGUAGUGGGAGAGAAGAUAGUCAACAGUAAAUCAGCUUCCACCGAACAGGUCAACAAGCUUUCACCACCGAUGGUGAGUCCUGUGACUGUCCAAGCUGGAAAACUGUUUUCCUAUAAGGAGGUUGCACUUGCACCCCCUGGAACCAUUGUGAAAUUAGUUGCAGAGAAGUUGCCAGAAGAAACGACUGCCCCAGAGACUUUAGAUGCGGCAAAAGUCGAAGUAGAUGAUGUUCCUAUAAAAGUUAAGGCUGAGGAAGUUGAGAGUGAGAAAAAGGACGUAGCUACAGAAACAGAAGCGAAAAAUGCUGAUACUGAUGAACAAGGAGGGGUGGUUGUUGGUGGAUUGGAGUUAAAGAGUUCACCAGGGGAAAUCAAGAAUGUGGAGACCAAAGAGGCAGCAGAAGAGGCAGUUUCAACAGAGACAACCGUAUCAGAUGCUAGACAAGAAAAAUCAGAGAGUGUACAAACGGCUGAGGAAUCAAAUACAAAUGGAAAUGGACCGGCGGCAACCGGAGUGACGUUAGAAAAGGAUGCCUCUGAUGCUGAAGUGAAAGCAGUAGAUGGCGAAACAGAAGAUAGCCCGAAGUCAUCUGCAGAUGGAGAAAAGCAAGAAGCAUCCGAGGCACAAAAAGAGAUAAGCAAGAAGCUCUCUGCUUCUGCACCGCCUUAUACCCCGACGACCAUUCCAAUAUUCGGGUCUAUUGCAGUUCCAGGAUUCAAAGAGCAUGGUGGUAUCCUUCCUUCCCCAUUGAACAUUCCUCCAAUGCUUCCUGUAAACCAUAUCCGCAGGUCGACUCCUCAUCAGUCUGUAACAGCUCGAGUCCCCUAUGGUCCAAGGCUCUCAGGUGGUGGUUACAACCGAUCCGGAAACAGAGUUCCGCGUAACAAACCAAGCUUCUCAAAUAGCACCGAGUCCAAUGGUGAAGCUAACGGUCCAAGAAUAAUGAACCCUCAUGCUGCUGAGUUCAUACCGAGUCAACCUUGGGUGGUUCCUAAUGGCUAUCCAGUGUCACCAAACGGCUAUUUGGCAUCUCCAAAUGGAGUGGAAAUAAUGCAGAAUGGGUACCCUCUGUCGCCAGUAGCUGGUGGAUAUCCGUGUAACAUGAUACAGCCUGAGAAUGGGAUUAUUACAACUGCACCACUGCCUUUGGAGGAAUUACCUGGUACCGAAAGCUCUGAGGAGAAGACCGGAAGCGAAGAAGAGAGCAACACUGAGGAAAAGGUAGCCGAGCAUGAAGAAGCCAUUGUUGCGCAAGAAACUACAGAGACUCUUGAAAAUGGACAUGAGAUAUCUGAGAAGAAAAAUGGAGAAGGACAUAAAGGAAAGUGCUGGGGAGAUUACAGCGACAACGAGAUUGAGCAAAUUGAAGUCGCAAGUUGA
This is a messenger RNA of Microthlaspi erraticum, 5352 nucleotides long. The record is from the annotation of a GenBank genome assembly. NCBI's taxonomy places the organism in Eukaryota, Viridiplantae, Streptophyta, Magnoliopsida, Brassicales, Brassicaceae.